This is a messenger RNA of Phragmites australis (common reed), 1693 nucleotides long. RefSeq lists its product as uncharacterized. Bases 310 to 1503 code for a protein of 397 amino acids. The transcript has 11 exons. NCBI's taxonomy places the organism in Eukaryota, Viridiplantae, Streptophyta, Magnoliopsida, Poales, Poaceae. The record is from RefSeq and is a predicted model, not a curated record. Gene Ontology annotation, molecular function: kinase activity.
GAGAGAGAUGGCUGGUGGAUGGAUCGGAUUUGGGUCAGUCAGCCUCAGCCUCUCAUCGACCUUACCUCUCCCUUUGGAUUGGACAUGGACUGGUGUGUGCUCGCCUUGCAAUCCGAAUAGAAAUUCCUCUGCUCCCUCCAUUGCAUUGCAUUGCAUUGGAUUGUGAGCGCAUCGCACUGCGGCAGCUACUCCGACGAGCAAUUAGAUUAAAUUAGAGUGAGCAACCAAGCACACUGCACAAACCCAUCCUCUUGGAAUUUUCGAUCCAUCCAUUAUUGCUCGCGUACGACAAGAAGCAAGUCCAGCAAAAUGGUGGCAACCAAGGCCUUGCUGUUGCAGCUGCCCACCCCUCCGCGGACGAUUCCUCUUCACCGCCACCGGCGUCGCCCGCCCGUCACCAUAACCAUGGCGUCCUCCUCAUCCUCCGACAGCCCCAACCCCAUCGUGCUCGGCUGCGGCGGCAUCUCCGCGGACUACCUGGCCACCGUCGCCUCCUUCCCCAACCCCGACGACAAGAUCCGCAGCCUCACCCUCAAGGUGCAAGGAGGCGGCAACACAGGCAACGCCCUCACCGCCGCUGCACGCCUCGGCCUUGCCCCCAGGAUCAUAUCCAAGGUAGCUAACGAUGCUCAAGGAAGAAACAUUCUCAUGGAGCUGCAAGCUGAUGGCGUUGACACAUCCUACAUCCUGGUUGCAGAGGAUGGAAAUUCACCUUUCACCUACAUAAUUGUGGAUAACCAGACGAAAACUCGGACUUGUAUACACACUCCUGGUUAUCCCCCAAUGUUGCCGGAGGAGCUCACAAAGGAAAACUUGUCGGCCGCUUUAGAUGGUGCAGACAUUGUCUAUUUUGAUGUACGAUUGCAUGAGACAGCUUUGGUUGUUGCAGAAGAGGCAAGUCAAAGAAAAAUUCCUAUUCUGAUUGAUGCCGAAAAAAAAAGGGAGGGACUGGAUGAGCUUCUUAAUUUUGCUUCUUAUGUUGUAUGUUCUGCAAAGUUUCCUCAGGCCUGGACAGGAGCCUCAUCAAAUCCAAUUGCAUUAGUGUCCAUGCUUUCAAGAUUACCGAACAUAAAGUUUGUUAUUGUGACUCUGGGAGAGAAAGGCUGCAUAAUGCUUGAUAGAAGCAUGACAGAUGCUUCUGAGUCACAGGAAAUAGACGUAGAGGCUCUGUUGGAAUCACUAGAACAGAAAGUUGAUUGGAAUUCUACCGUGCCAAAAUGCAUUGCUUCCAAGUCAAAUUUGAGAAUUAGUGCAGAUGGAGUAGGCUCCAUAAGUGGCAGGUUACUUCUAGGUACAGCCGAAGUUAUACCACCUGAAGAGCUCAUAGAUACCACUGGUGCAGGUGAUGCAUUCAUUGGAGCAGUUCUAUACGGUUUAUGCACUGGGAUGCCACCGGAGAAGAUGUUGCCUUUUGCAGCACAAGUGGCUGGUUGUGGUUGCAGAGGUUUAGGGGCUCGGAGUGGCCUUCCUCAUCGCAAAGACCCGCGCCUGGUUGGCUAUUGAUUCGGUCACCGCCUGCCUCUGCUUUCCAUACAGGAAUGGUAAUAAUUAAUAAGAAAGCAGCCUGUACCUGUAUAACUAUGACACAGAUCAAUAAUUCUCUGUGGAUGACGUUGUGCUUUCUGUUCAAUUAUUACUUAUUAUUGUGCCAAUAACUAAAGAAGUACGUACUACAUUGUUCCUUAUAACAAUA